This is a messenger RNA of Zeugodacus cucurbitae (melon fly), 1301 nucleotides long. RefSeq names its product uridine phosphorylase 1. NCBI's taxonomy places the organism in Eukaryota, Metazoa, Arthropoda, Insecta, Diptera, Tephritidae. The record is from RefSeq and is a predicted model, not a curated record. Gene Ontology annotation, molecular function: uridine phosphorylase activity. The coding region runs from base 279 to 1229 and encodes 316 amino acids. The transcript is spliced from 7 exons. Gene Ontology annotation, cellular component: cytoplasm; cytosol. Gene Ontology annotation, biological process: uridine catabolic process; nucleotide catabolic process.
GAUAAAAAAGUUAAUUAUUGAUAGAGAAAACAACAGCUGAGUAUAAGUAAGAGCUACCUCCCUCUAUAUAUCUAUUAAAUGUUCACGAAAACGUCAUAAGAUUGUGUAUAUCUUGGAAUGUUUUACAGAUAAGGUUGAAAUUGGGUAGUUUCUGUAGGUUUCCUGUUCAAAUAUAUCGUCAUUCGAUGUUAUAAUUAGCUACCAAUACGUUCGCCAAUCUUUUGUAAGGAGGAGAAUUCCAAUUAAGACAAACCGGAAGCAAUAAAGUAGUGAACGAAAUGUCUCAAAAUCGCGCUGUCUCAUCGAAAAAUCCAAAUUUGGAUGAAAUGUCUUCCGACUUCCUCUACCACUUAGCGGUAAACAUACCUGAUACUAAGAACCCGGUAGAGAUUAAAAGACAGUAUGGGCAUAUUAAGGUGGUAUGCUUGGGUGGCAAGGACUCGCGUAUGCAAGAAUUGGCCAAGUAUAUACAUUUUAAUGUAUACGAUGGCAAUUCGGGUAGUGAUUAUGAGAGGAAUUUAUUCGAGGAGGGUCACAGAUAUGCUGGGUUUAUGGUUGGCUGCGUGCUGUGUGUCAGCCAUGGCGUUGGCAGCUCCACGAUGAGUGUGGUAUUACACGAACUAAUUAAAUUGGUUCGUUAUGCUGAAUGUGUGGAUCCGCUCUUCAUACGUAUUGGCACGAGUGGUGGACUAGGGAUUAGACCGGGUACUGUAGUUGUCGCUAAUAAGGGUUAUAAUGGCUUAUUGCGCAGUGAAUAUGAACUCGCUAUUUUAGGAAAACGCGUGGCACGUCCAGCUCUAUUCGACGAGAGAUUACGUAGAGACUUGAUUGCUUGCACGGAAGCAGCCGACGCUGAGGAGCAAAAUGCCUGGUCCAUCAUCGAAGGCAAUACGAUGGGAACAGAUUGCUUCUAUGAAGGCCAAGGUCGACUCGAUGGCGCUUCUUGCACACAGGCAAAUGGCGAGCCAUACAGCGUAGCCGACAAGCUUAACUUCCUAAAACGCUGUCACGAUGAAUGUGGCAUCAGAAACAUCGAAAUGGAGGCGCCUAUGUUUGCGGCUCUAACCUUUCAUUGUGGCAUACGCGCCGCUGAUGUUUGCGUAACACUUUUGAAUCGACUAGAGGGCGAUCAGGUGAAGAGUACCAAGGCGCAAUUAAAGGACUUCGAAGAGCGUCCCUUUAGACUUGUGUCGCGUUUCAUAAGACGUUGCAUAAUAAACGCUGCAUGAACGUGUUAAUAAAAUAUAUAUUUGUAUUUGAAGCGAUUUUUUUAUACUAAAUAAACUAUAAUUAAAAUGUUA